Molecule: messenger RNA, 5866 nt
Organism: Zeugodacus cucurbitae (melon fly)
Lineage: Eukaryota; Metazoa; Arthropoda; Insecta; Diptera; Tephritidae
Exons: 10
Coding region: 2108-5542 (1144 amino acids)
Source: RefSeq, a predicted model, not a curated record
GCCUGUUCGCAUGUGUGUCAUUAAUUAUUUGCUACUUUUUGCGUGUGUCGAAAUUGCAACACUACUACUGCUACUUUUAUGUACAUAUCUGUGAAUUUCCAAGCAUCCGCCGCUAUUCAAAUGUCAAACGCGAAUUUCCUUGUUGGCGUGCAGAAGUGCGAAAUUUCAGCUAUUGGACUGCAGUGAAAUUUUAAUUGUUUAAUUUAUUGUGAAAUACGGCUGAAAUUGAAGUUGUUUGUUCAUAAGUAAAGAGUAGACAUUGCAAGCUGUUGAAAUUAAGUGAAAAAGUUGUGCGGGCCGCGUUAUUUAUAUGCGUAAUAUGCAAAUGAAAGAACAUGUAAGGGGCACGCGAGCGCCGUUGGAAGGUGACGUGAAGCAAGUAAUAAAGACGCAAUGAAUUCAAUAUACAAUUAUUAAAUAUUAAGACAAUUUAAAUGUUUUCUAUGUUAAUGAAAUGUUAAAGAUUUGUUCUAUGGAAAAGUAGUGCGGGCCGCGUUAUUUACAUAUAUGCGUAAUAUGCAAAUGAAAGAACAUGUGAAGGGCACGCGAGCGCUGUUGGAAGGUGACGCGAAGCAAAUAAUAAAGACGCAAUGAAUUCGAUAUACAAUUAUUAAAUAUUAAAACAAGUUAAAUGUGUUCUUUAUAAGUGAAAAGUAGAAGUUUAAUUCGAUUGAAAUAUAGUGAACUAGUUGUGCGGACUAUGUUAUUUUGCGAAAUAUGCAUAUGAAAGAAUAUGUGAAAGACAGGUCAGCGCCGUUGGAAGGUGUUAUGAAUCCAAUAAUGCAAAUGCAGUGAAUUAAACAAUGAAUUAAUACAAGUCAAAUGUUUUGUUUAUAAAUGCAAAGUUUAUGAUUUAUUCUAUUGAAAUGCAGUGAAAAAGUACUACGGGCUAUGCUAUUUAAAUGUUAAAUAUGCUUUUGAAAAUACGCAAAGUAGCUGCUGGAAAGUGCAGUGAGACUGAAAAUGAAGGUGCAGUGCAUCAAAUAAAAAGCUAUUAAAUAAUGCCAAAAGUGAAACAUUUUAUUUAUAAAUAAAUAGAACAAGUGGAUUUUAAUAGAAAUUAAGAGAAAGUUCAAGGCGGUCUUUGCUUUUGAAGUGCUAAUUAUGCAAAUGAAAAAUAUGAUAUAUAAUGACAGUUAAAGGUUAUUAAAAGGCGAAUCCAAUAAGAAAUUACCAAAAGUGAAACGUUGUGUUUAAAAAUUCAUAGUGGAAAUUGUAUUCUAUAUAUGUAAAUAAGAUAAAAAUAUAUGUAUAUAUAUCAGUCUAUAUAAUUAUUAAAUGUGUAAGUGAAAAAAUGGGUAGUAAAAUGUAGCUGCGUUAGAAUGCGCAGUGUUUCAAAUAAUAAGUUAUAAAAUAUUAUGAAAAGGGAAAGGUUUUUGUGUUAAAAUAAAGUGAAUGCAAGUGUUUAAGCGCCAAGUAAAAUUAUAAAAAAAUCAAGUGAGUUAUUGAAAGGCGCAGUGAAGCAUUUUAAUUAUUAAAAUCUACCCAAAGUGAAGUGUUUUGUUUAAAAUAGCAUAGUAUGUUAUGGCUAUAUAUAAAUGCAAAGUGUAUGCGAAAAGAGCCCAAGGGCCAAUGUGCUAUAUUGAAAAGUGCAGUGAAUAGAGUAAAUUAUUCAAAUUUACCAAAGGUAAAGUGUUUUGUGAAUAAAUGCAUAGCAGAAGUUGCAUUCAGUUGAAAUUAAGUGGAAACUUUUUUAAGUGCUACAUAUGCAAAGGAAGAAUAUGAGCACGCAAAUCAAUUCCAUUAGCUUCUUCAAUCUUAAUGAGGAUAAUGAUGCUUCUACAACACCAACUAAACGAAGAGUCAAGGAUUUCAAUGAGAAAAUUACGUAUUUGUAUAAAAUACGCUAAUAUUUUUGGAGCAACAGAGUUUGAAACACUAUACAAUUUAUUAACACAAAAGAACAAGGAUAAAAAAGGUUUAAAAACAGUCAACGGAUAAUUGAAAACAAAUAUUUUUUCUGAUAACGUAAUUUCAGCGACUUUAAGACUAAUGAAUCAUUAGUUUUCUGGAUUCUAAACAAAAAGUAUCCGCCUUUGUGACGGCAUCAAUCACGGCCCUUCAAACAAUAAGGAUCUAAACACUACAAAAAAUUCCCAGCUACACAAUGUCGACCAAACCAGCAACAAUAACAUUGGGCAUAAGCGCCCGCAUUGGUGGGAAAAACAAUACCAGCAACAACCAUAGCAACACUGCCUCAUUCACCGCACGCCCCGCGCAUAUCACACAAGCAUCGCCCACCGUGGCGAAACGCGGACACAUCCGGUCCGCAUCGCUGGAGAAUGGCAAUUCCUUCACAGCCAAGAACACACUCGGUUUGCCGGUGGCAACAGCACGCGAACAACAACAACAGCAGCAGCCGACGAUAAUGAGUCAUACCGGCACGCUGAAGUCGCGCAACGAGCAAAAGCGCAUGCGCGGACAGAAAUUCGGCAGUCACAGCAGUUUGGACCAGGAUGCGUUGCCCAGUGCUGGGCGGACCAAAUUUCAGAAUAUACGCCAAAUAUUUGAAAUAACCAAAAAGCGAACCUUUGGUGGUGGCAGCAGCAGCAGCGGUGGAAGUAGUGGCGGCGCGACUGCGGCAGCCGGAGAGGCAGAUAAAAUGACUGCCAGUACCAACAGUGUCAACAGCUAUAAAGCGCAGGCACACAGUGGAACUGAAAGCAUUGAGAAUCAGCGUUUGCACGCACAACCGCCUGCUACAACAACAGCUACAACACAUGGCGUCAUACCCAGCGCCGCACCGCCUGCCCUCAUGUCAACAUCCAUGCCGAGUCUACAGCUGCGCCAACAGACACAAGCCGCCUCCGCCUCCUAUCAGCCACACCAGCAGUUGGUGCGUAAACCCACGCCAACACUGACGAUGAUGGGCGCCAACGGAAGCGGAAAUCGCAGUAGUUACUCGGAAAUGAGCGAACGGCUGAGCAUAACGGAGAGUGUCGGCGGUGGCAGCAGUAGCUGUAUGUCUGGCAAUUUCGUUAAUAUGACUGGGAAUGCAUUGGAUGCGAAACAGAAACUGCGUUUGCAACAACAAUUACAACAACAGCAACAGUUGGUACAACAACAACAGCAGCAGCUGCAGCAGCAACAGCACCUGCAGGCGCAGCGGCAACACUCACAGCCAGCAAUGGGUCAGUUGGCGCACCUACAUCAACAUCAGCAACAACAGCAACAACAUAUGCAGCAGCAAUUGCAACAACAACAAUUGUUGGCACAACAACGCAGUUCCGGCGGCAUAUCACACCAGCAACACAGUUCCAUAGCAGCAACAACAACAAUGAACGGCAGUGUCAGCGCUGGAGAAACCGGCGUCGAGCAGCAGUCAAAGCAGUCAAAGCCUUCAACAGCGCUUGCAACAACAACAACAACAGCUGCAACAGGCACAACGUCAGCAACAACAGCAGCAACAGCAGCGCCUGCAAUGUCUGUGAUGACGUCGUAUGAGAAUCUUUUGCGUCCCAUCGCCUUCAAGCCAAUCCCCUUCGAGCCGGACUACAGUUUGCAGAACGCUCGUUAUAUUGCCGGCGAUGUGAAUGCAGUGACGACAACCACAUCCACGGCGUCGUCGACAAAUGUGCAGACAUCGGUUGUGGGCGAUCGUUAUGGCUCAACGCCAUCACUUGCAGCCGCUCAGGGUUCGAACCAAAUGCGUUUUGGCAGCACCUCUGAUUUGCGGCAUGGCAGCGCCGGCGGUGUUGGCGGUGGUGUUAUUGGUGGCAUUAAUGGAGUCGGUGCUGGCGGUGGCGGUGGUGCGCUCGGAGGCAUCGCCGUUGGCGCUUAUUCAAGCAAUAAUUAUUGCAACAGUCUUAUGGCGCGGCGUCGUGGUUCCAGAUCGUUGAAAAUCAACGAUAGCAUGGAAUCGAUUCGGCACACACCGGAUUCGGAUGCGAAUAGUCAAAGUAGCACAAUCAAAUCGACUGGCAGCAGCGCACACCACAAUAACAACAACAGCGGCAGUAAUAGCAAUGGCCUGCCAAGCGCUAUGCACAACGGCACAACCGGCUUCGGUUUCAUUGGCGUGGGCAGCACAGCCGGCAGUGGCAGCGGCGCAUCGACUGGCAGUAACGGUUGUGGUGGCAGCGCCAGCAAUGGCUGUGGCAAGUAUCUGCUGAGCGAGCAGUGCGAUAUGACACCUUCGCCAUCCGACUCGGGCAUAUCGGACUUGGAAGCGGCGCUUAAGGAUCGCGAUUCGGAACUCUCCUAUCUACGCCAAGCAAUGGAGCACAAUGAGAAAGUAAUAUUCCGUGUACAAAAGGACAAAGAGAACUUCUGGGAGCAAGAGACAAAGCGCUUGAAGACAUUCUAUGAAGCUCAGCAACGUGAAUAUCUAUUGAAAAUGAAGAAAAUGGAGCAAAUGCUGGCCAUGCAACAAUUCCAAUUCAAACAGCACAAGCUGCGGCAUACCGAACAAUCGAAUAAGCUGCGUGAGCAGGUGGCCGAUUUGAAGAAUGAAAACGAAAUUCUGCGAAGUACCAAUGGCAGCUUGAAGAACUCCGAGCGUAAUCUCAAGGACAGCGUUGCCUACAUUGAAGAACAAUUGCGCGAGUCGGAGAAUACAAUCGCCAGCAUAAAAGCGGAGUUAGAGGAAAGCGAAUGGAAAGUGUGCGAACGCAAUGGCGAGCUGGCGCUGCUCAAAUCGCAGCUCAAGGAGGCGAAUGUUGAAAUCACGCUCAAGGAACACGCCAUUGUCCACCUACGGCACGAGAACACCAACGCCGAAACGCAAAUCUACGAGAGUCUACAGGAGAACCAGAAAAUGACGAAGCAAAAGAAGCAAGUCGAACAGCAGCAGGCGCGCACCGACAAACAAGCCGAAAGCGAACUGAAACAACUCAAUAAAAUCAUCAUACUCAAGGAUCAGGUGAUACUCGCACUCACCAACGAGCUGGCCAAGCUGCGCAAAGAGCUCUCCGAUUUGGCGAUCUUUCAAGAGUACGGCGAAGAGCCCUCCGGACGCUUCAUACGCCUCAAACAGCAGUUGGACAAUCUCACCGACAUUUGCAAUCGCACGCGCCGGCAAGCACACAAACCAGAAAUAACGGCGGUGAACAGCGCCAAAGAGAAGGUGAUCGACGACACCAAUCUGGAAUUGAUCAUGAAUUGCCUGAAGAUCGCGCCGCCACUAGACGACACCGAUGAAAGUGAAAAUGAACGCGAACGCGCGCAAAACAAGCAACGCGCCGAGAAGCGGCUGGCCAAAAUGUCCGCUGACAUACAGAAUUUCGUCUACGGCGCACAAAACCUACCCGACAUCGCGAUGAAUCACCAGCCGCCGCAUAAGCCGCUCAAAUACACGCACUCCAAUCCACACAAGCUGGAGGAAUCCACGCUCGAUACGCUCAUCGAAGAGUCGGCGAGCUAUGCGGAGGAGAUCGCCAAGCUGCGCAAACAGCUCGAUGAUGUGCGCGUCAAUUUCGAGCUGGAGAAGCGGCAGUGGUGCGAAGAGCGCGAGAAGGUGCUGAACUACCAAAAACAAUUGCAAGCGCACUACAUCAAUAUGUAUCAGAAGCUGCGCAGCUUGGAGAGCGGCAAUGAGGUUUAAAAGCCAACCAGCCAGCGAGCCAGCAUAUUUAUCGUAGCAACGUAGUUAAUUUGUUAAUUCACAGUCACACAGUGAAUACAUAUAAAUAGUUUAAUUAUUUUAUUGUUAUUGUAAUUUUAAAAUGCUAUCUGCACACACUAAUAAUAUUCCACACACACAUGUAUUUUUAUUAAACAUUUAUCAUAUUUAAUGAAACCAUAUUUAUUACAAAUGUUAUGCACUUAAAGAGAAGAAAUAACACACAAAUACAAUGUACUAUAAUUUAUAAACAUUUUAUAUAUAUAUGUGCAUAUAAAUAAUAUUUAAGCGCACUCAAUUUCAUAA